Messenger RNA from Exophiala xenobiotica, 831 nucleotides. RefSeq lists its product as uncharacterized. The transcript has a single exon. The record is from RefSeq and is a predicted model, not a curated record. NCBI's taxonomy places the organism in Eukaryota, Fungi, Ascomycota, Eurotiomycetes, Chaetothyriales, Herpotrichiellaceae. The coding region runs from base 1 to 831 and encodes 276 amino acids.
AUGAAGACCGAUAUCGAAGCCGGGAGGGUCGACGUCAGGGCCUUCCAGACGAGGGAACCGUCUGGAGAGGCUCCCAACCCCGAAGUUCCACAGCAGGCUCCUGGCCAACAGGCCCAACUCCAGGUCACAGACGAGGACCCGGCCCAACACGACGCCGCCGCCCUUGGCCAAGGCGGCUACCAGCCGGCAGCUAACGUCAGUCUCGACGACGUCGACGACCAGUUCGAAGACAACUCAAACUUUGACCAACAGUUAGCCCUGUCAGCAUUGCGUCUGGCCAACGACAACGACCUCCAGGUACAAGAUAACCUGGCCCACAAUGGUCAAGACUUCAACCUGGGGAUGGAUCCCCAAGAACUCAACAUCGACAAUGUCGACCUCCAGGCACAAGUCAACCUGGGCCAAAAUGGUCAAGACUUCACGAUCAAUCCCCAGCAACUCCACUGGGACAAUGGCCAAGGCUGGAACCAGGAGCAGAACUACCUGGUUCCUAACUUCAACAAUACCGGCUACCUGCCACAGGGUGCCUUGGCUUACAACGGCCAGGACUGGAAUCAGGAGCCAAUGCUCCAGAAUCCAACCUUCGACAACGCCGGCCAUUGGGCACAGGGUCAACAGGGCGCCCUGGGAGAUGACAUGUUCCUGGGCCAAGCCCAGUAUCAAGUUUACAACAACGUCGGCCUUCAAGGUCAAUUUGAUCAGGGCAACCAGACGGCCUGGGGCUCAAGGCCGCAACAACAAUUUGUCGGCAACCAGGCCCAGGACAUGGUCUUCCUGCCUACCAUGAAUCAAAACGUCCAGGAAGAUUUCUGGGAUGCUGCCGUCUUCUAG